This is a messenger RNA of Neohortaea acidophila, 713 nucleotides long. RefSeq lists its product as uncharacterized. The transcript has a single exon. Bases 166 to 576 code for a protein of 136 amino acids. The record is from RefSeq and is a predicted model, not a curated record. NCBI's taxonomy places the organism in Eukaryota, Fungi, Ascomycota, Dothideomycetes, Mycosphaerellales, Teratosphaeriaceae.
CUCCACGAAGCGCUUUGUGGUGGCGUGAGCGCGAGGCUGAGGGGAGUCGAUGAUGGCACGCAUGGUAGAGCCAAUUCGCCCGAUAGGCGUGUGAACGUGACGUGCGACUAUGAGUGACGUUCGUAGUCCCAGUCCAGGUUGGCGCCGCUGCAGUUGAUUCAAGGCAUGGCCUUCGACCUUGUCAUGGAUGCUUCUCUCUCGGCUUCGGCCGCGUUGGUCGUCGUGCGUGCGGCAGUCUACGUGCCAUCACAUCCGAGCAUAAUCUAUCUAAACCGCCUUACCCAUGACAUAUUCCGGCACAGCAUGAAGGACGAGGGCACAGAGUGCCGCGUUCUUUGCGGGAGAGCUGGUGGAGUGGUCGAGGGAGCAUGCGUCCGGGAACAGGUGUCUGCUACACCUUUGGCGUGUCAGGAGCACGCAGCAAGCCUUUCACCUCAUCUCCGGACGCGUUCUGACUCCUCCGGCCGGGGCAAAGAGCAGAGAAGCAAACCUGCCGCCAUCCGUAAGACGCGCUUCCCAACACCUGCCGUGGCCGCGCAACGGGCCGAGAACGCGAUAUUCAGGUCGUCAUCGUAAACAAAGUGUCCAACUGUGCUUUCUGAAACACGCCGUGGGCGGUCGUGAUGAGUUUGAAUACGCAAAACAGCUCAAAGGGAGGAGGGGAGGAGCAAAGGUGUUGUGCAGAGGGGAAACGCACGCGCCCGAGAAUGGAA